GCCACACGCCAUACGCCACACUCCCAAUCUCCUCCCUAGUCAGCUUCCACUUCCGUUGUUGGAUCUCGGAAGUCCCCCGCUCUCCACUCUGGAGUUACCGGGCGUCCCACCCCACUCCACCCCAAUAGGAAGCGAGUAGACCACAGGUUCCGCCCAUAGACACGAUGGCGUAUUUCGGCUCUCUUUCCCCUCCUGCCCUUUCUCUUCUCUCCGCCGGCAGAAUCAGCAAGGGAUUAGGAGGUUGUCACCUGAACAUUAUGAUAAUGUGACGAUUAGGAUGCAAUCAUGGCUACUCUCUGUCCACCACCAUCUCCAGCCGUUGCCAAGACUGAGAUUGCUCUAAAUGGUGAUUCACCCUUAUUAGCAGCUACUUUUGCAUACUGGGACAACAUUCUUGGCCCUAGAGUAAGGCACAUUUGGGCUCCCAAGACACAACAACUGCUUCUCAGUGAUGGAGAAAUAACUUUUCUUGCAAACCAUACUCUAAAUGGAGAAAUCCUUCGAAAUGCAGAGAGUGGAGCAAUAGAUGUGAAGUUUUUUGUGUUGUCUGAAAAAGGAGUAAUUAUUGUUUCAUUAAUCUUUGAUGGAAACUGGAAUGGGGAUAGGAGUACAUAUGGACUGUCAAUAAUACUUCCACAAACUGAACUCAGUUUCUAUCUUCCUCUUCAUAGAGUGUGUGUUGAUAGAUUAACACACAUCAUCCGGAAAGGAAGGAUAUGGAUGCAUAAGGAGAGACAAGAGAAUGUCCAGAAGAUUGUUUUAGAAGGAACAGAAAGAAUGGAAGAUCAGGGUCAGAGCAUUAUUCCAAUGCUCACUGGAGAGGUUAUUCCUGUAAUGGAACUCCUUUCAUCUAUGAAAUCACACAGUGUUCCUGAGGAAAUAGAUAUAAGUGAUACAGUACUAAAUGAUGAUGACAUUGGGGAUAGUUGCCAUGAAGGUUUCCUUCUCAAUGCCAUCAGCUCCCACCUACAGACCUGCGGCUGUUCUGUAGUAGUAGGUAGCAGUGCAGAUAAAGUGAAUAAGAUAGUGAGGACAUUGUGCCUUUUUUUGACUCCUUCAGAACGAAAGUGCUCCAGACUUUGUAGGAAUGAGUCUUCAUUUAAGUAUGAAUCUGGAUUAUUUGUACAAGGCCUUCUCAAGGAUUCAACUGGAAGUUUUGUGUUGCCCUUCCGACAAGUCAUGUAUGCCCCAUAUCCCACUACACACAUAGAUGUGGAUGUUAAUACAGUGAAACAGAUGCCACCCUGUCAUGAACAUAUCUAUAACCAGCGUCGUUACAUGAGAUCAGAGCUGACUGCGUUUUGGAGAGCUACUUCAGAAGAAGAUGUGGCUCAAGAUACAAUUAUCUAUACAGAUGAAAGCUUCACUCCUGAUUUGAAUGUUUUUCAAGAUGUCCUACACAGAGAUACACUAGUAAAAGCCUUCCUGGAUCAGGUGUUUCAUUUGAAACCUGGUUUGUCUCUGAGAAGUACUUUUCUUGCACAGUUUCUACUUGUCCUUCAUAGAAAAGCCUUAACGCUAAUAAAAUACAUAGAGGAUGAUACGCAGAAGGGAAAAAAGCCAUUUAAAUCUCUCCGAAACUUGAAGAUAGAUCUCGAUUUAACAGCAGAGGGCGAUCUUAACAUAAUAAUGGCUUUAGCUGAGAAAAUCAAACCAGGCCUACAUUCAUUUAUCUUUGGAAGACCUUUCUACACUAGUGUGCAAGAACGGGAUGUGCUAAUGACAUUUUAAAAGUGUAACCUUUUAAGUAUAUUUCAUCAUACUACCUUGAGUGCUGUUCAGAGAAAAUGAGUGUUAUGAAAAAUAUCAUUUUUUUGGUCAUGCAUCUAAAGCUCUGCUGUGCACUUUGAACUAAAAGUUAUUAUAUUGCAGUCUUUAUGAGAUAAAGUACUUUAUAAUUACUUUAUCAGGUACAUCAUAACAAAUGGAUCCCUUUUUGAUAUGCACUUUUUUGGAAUAGCCUUUUGUUUACAAUUACAAUAUUCUUUAAUGUUAGGGUGAUAUGUAAAUUUGACUAUAGCUGCUAUCUUCAAGAACCUUGCAAAUAUUUGAUUUAAAUUCAUCUCAGAAGGUUUUGUGUUAAUACAGUUGUUUUCCAAAUUAUUUUUCCAGGGGUUUUAGGUUGCUAUAAUAUUUUGUAUUCUGUAAAUCAACCAUUUAAAAAUCAGAGCAGUUUACUAGAAUCAUUUAUAGAACUAAAAGAAAAAGUGAACAUAAAUUAAACUUCAAAUAGAAAUAAAAUACUAAUCAAGCAAUUAUUAAACUUCAUUGAAAAACAAAAUAAUAAUCAGACUCCCUGAUUGUAGUGGGCUACCCUAUAUUUCUUAUUUUAUCAUCCAGGCUAAUUGAACUAUGAACAAAAUAUGGGUAUUUGAAAUUUACAUUUAAAUUGCUCUUAUGAACUUUUUAAUAAAGCAUUUUUCUUUGUUAAGUCAGACUAAAACAUUUGUCUUUACCUCCUUGAAAAUAAAAAUUGGAGGGAGAAUAUAAAAUGUUCCUAAAGUAAUUUAAUUUUCCCUUCACAUAUGCUUAUACUGAUCUUGUUUUUCAAUCAUUGUAGCUCUGAAAUUGUAAAAAAUUAUAUCAAAAUGCAUUGGUUUAAACCUUUUUGAUCAUUGAGAGCUUUUCUUUCUACCUGUUUACACCUUUGAGUUCAAAUUCAUAAGAGUUUUGUAGUAUUGUCUUUUCUGGAUCAAAUGGGAGAAAGCAAGAUGUAUUUUUUCUAUUCCUUUUUUUCUUAGGGUGCAUGAGUUUGUUUUUUUGUAAAAAGCAUUCUGAUUAACAACUUUAAAUGGAUAAUAUGAGUGCUUUAGAGGACUUGGGAUUUUGCCAGUUUAUGUUUUAUAUUGGAGUCUUUGAAAAAUUAACUUUGUGGUGCUAACAUUUUCUUUGCCUUUAUCCUUACCCCAGAGCCCAAAGGUGUUACCAUGCACAAUCAUAUUGUGAUACUUUAAUUUUUAUUCUAAGAAAGCCCUUUAUUGAAAUUUUUCUUAGAUUAUGAGAGAUUCCCUUGCUUCAUAAUUUGUUUUUCCUUUUGAGACCAUUUUGCCACUUAAUUUUUAAAAAUGGAAAGAUGUAAUUGAAAAGGAAAUAAAGUAUAUGUUUCUAAGUUGCAUAUCCUGGAAAGGAUGAUGUUAGGCCACAGUUAAGCACAUUAUACUUAUUUGGUUAUUCUUUCCACAUUCUACAUAUUCAGAACAUCUUCAUCAUGAAGAAUAGGUACUACUUUGACAGAAUUUGGAUAUUAUUUGAUUUCCUUCAUAUUUUGGGCCCUACUGCUAAAUUUACAAUAACUGAUUAACAUGUUUCUAUGUUCAGAAUAUUGUUGGCAUGAACAUUGUGCCAGUGCCCAAGAAAAUGUUUCCAUUUUAAAUUGUACUAGAAACAGUAAAAAGAAUAUUUAGAACAGAAACAAAAGGAUAAUGUUUGAGUAGACUUGCCAAGAAAAUUUUACCCACAAUGAUACAACUUGUUUUAAAAGUUAGAAAGUUUUUAUCAUCACAAAUAAUAGCUGUCAAAAUCUUGAUUUUUAGGCAGAACACUGAUUUAAAUACAUAAUGCACUAUAGCUCAGAGCUUUGAAUAAUUAAUGGACACUACUGUGUCUCAUAGCUCACUCAAAGCCUUGAUACUUAAUUUAAAUGCUGGAUUGUUCAAAUGCUGGGUUGUAUGUAUAGAAUUAAUAAUGUACAGUGAAAUAAGUUAUUAGAGCAUGUGCAGAUUCCAUGUUGCAUAUCUUGUUUUUCCAGGCAGGAGGAUUUUGAAUAAAAUGUCUUAGAAAUUA
Molecule: messenger RNA, 3783 nt
Organism: Dromiciops gliroides (monito del monte)
Lineage: Eukaryota; Metazoa; Chordata; Mammalia; Microbiotheria; Microbiotheriidae
Gene: C9orf72
Product: C9orf72-SMCR8 complex subunit
Exons: 11
Coding region: 286-1731 (481 amino acids)
Biological process (GO): endocytosis; autophagy
Cellular component (GO): autophagosome; endosome
Molecular function (GO): guanyl-nucleotide exchange factor activity
Source: RefSeq, a predicted model, not a curated record